Ipomoea nil (Japanese morning glory) is the source of this 1011-nucleotide messenger RNA. RefSeq lists its product as uncharacterized. The record is from RefSeq and is a predicted model, not a curated record. The coding region runs from base 1 to 1011 and encodes 336 amino acids. Gene Ontology annotation, molecular function: nucleic acid binding; zinc ion binding. NCBI's taxonomy places the organism in Eukaryota, Viridiplantae, Streptophyta, Magnoliopsida, Solanales, Convolvulaceae. The transcript has a single exon.
AUGUCAAACCUUACAAAUCUUGAAUUUGUGAGACUUGAUAUAUCCGGGAAAAAUUACCUGUCGUGGGUACUGGAUGCUGAGAUGCAUCUAAAUGCAAAAGGUCUUGGUGAAACUAUAAAAGAAAAUAGUGAUGCGUCGAUGCAAGAUCGAGCAAAGGCGAUGAUUUUCAUUCGCCAUCACCUAGACCAAGGGUUAAAAGAUGAAUAUCUUACUGUGAAAGAACCCUGUCAACUCUGGAAAGAUCUGAAAGAAAGAUAUGAUCACCAGAAAACAGUAAUUCUCCCAAAAGCCCGUUAUGAUUGGCUUCACUUGCGAUUGCAAGAUUUCAAAACUGUGAGUGAAUAUAACUCUGUUAUGUUCAAAAUUACCUCUCAGUUGUUGCUAUGUGGAGAAAGAAUUACUGAUGAAGAUAUGCUUGAAAAAACAUUCUCCACAUUUCAUGCAUCAAAUGUGGUGCUGCAACAGCAAUAUAGAGAGAAAGGUUUUACCAAAUACUCUCAAUUGAUUUCAUGCCUUCUGGUGGCUGAACAAAAUAAUGAGCUGUUGUUGAAAAAUCACGAGUCACGCCCUACUGGCUCAAACCCAUUCCCUGAAGUGAAUGAGGUAUCAUUGUAUAAUGAAAAUACAAAGGGCAGUGGUCGUGGCCAUGGACGCAGUCGUCGUCAUGGAAAAUACCGUGGUAAAAAUCCCGGUCGUGGUCAAAAUCGUUAUGAUGGUCAAAACUUCAAAAAUAAAAGUUACCACCGAAAAGGGGAAAGUGCUGGUGCAAGAUAUGACAAGGAAAAGCGUGAAAAUUAUCCCAAGAAUGAAAGUAUAUGUUAUCGUUGUGGCAAGACUGGCCAUUGGGAACGCACUUGUCGUACAUCAAAUCACUUUGUGGAUCUCUAUCAAGCUUCCUUGAAAGGAAAAGAGAAAAAUAUAGAGUCCAACAAUGUUUUCAUGGAUAACGAUUUUGAUAUCACACAGCUGAAUGUGGAAGAUUUCAUUGAGCCAGUUGAACAUCAAGUCUGA